UAAAAAAUCGCCUAUCCCGUCGGUUUUCGGGAAAUGAGCAUCUCACAAUCGUUGCUAGCUUUUACUCGGCCCGUUGGCCGAUUAAUUUGCUUUAUAACCCUUUCAUCUUGUCGUCAUUGUGUUUUCCGAUUUUUGUCAGGCUAUGAUAAAAUCUAAGGAAAUCAAGAACGAAUAACACGAUUUAAGGCUAUGAUCAAAUUAGAAGACUUAGAAUGACCAAAUUAGCCCUCCGCAAUUUACUCUCAUGGCUACCUUUUUUGAAUGGUGGAAAUCUCAACCUUUAAAACGUAUUAUUAUUAGUUGUGUUGAUUGAUUUUGACAGAUUGUAAAGAUAAACAUUAUGUUAGGUUGAACCAACCGACUCAACCACAACAUGAUCACAACCGGUCUAACCGAUUGGUUGCCUCCUAGUUUUUAGAAGAAAUUGAGAAAACGAAAAAAAUAUCUCUCCGUCACUGCUACUCAUUACAGCGCAUGGAGUGGAGUCGGAGGCGGCAACCAACAAUAGCAAUCCAAGGAACCGAGGAUGGGCCACCGUACUAAAAAUGGGGGAUGUAAUUUGACCCACCAACCGAAAUCUCGUCCUAAGCAGACAAAAGGAGAAGGAUCGAACAGAAGUUAGUCCAUUAAGCUAGAGACAGAGAGAAAGAGAGAGAGAGAGAGAGAGAGAGAGAGAGAGAGAGGAGGAGGAAGAGCAGUAGAGCACAGAAGAAGAGUGACAAUCAUCAAUGCAAAAAAAAAAUGGAGCUCUCAAGAAAAGCUCUCACUUUCCCCUCCUUCUCCCAACCCCCUCGUUAUCGUAAUCGGUUUCUUCAAUCCAAACCCAUGAAAAUUUAGGACCAAAAUUGAUCUUCUUUUCGGCCCGCGAAUUCCUCCGUCUUCGCUCGCCGCUUCAGUUUCUGUUCACAUUUGCGUGUAAAUCCCACUCUCCCUGUCUCUACAACUGGAAUUCGCUUUCCAUGCCGCCCAGUUCCCAAAGUUUCAGUCUUUUCCCUUAAUACUGAGCUACAUUGUGAACCCAGGGGAAGAAAAAGGGGACAAAAGUAUAAUUUGAUUGUCGGCGAUGGCGGAAAGUGGGGAUGUGAGCCGACUGAGAGUUGGGUUGCUGUUGAUUCUGUGUUUCCUGAGACGGGUUCACGCCGUUACGGAUCCUAACGACUUCAAAGUGCUGAUGGAUUUCAAGAAGGGGCUGAAAAACCCAGAGCUUCUCCGGUGGCCGGAGAACGGCGGCGACGAUGACCCGUGUGGCCCGCCGUUGUGGCCCCACGUGUUCUGCGCCGACGGGAGGGUGACUCAGAUUCAGGUCCAGAAUAUGAGCCUCGUGGGUUCACUGCCGGAGAAUUUCAACCAGCUCACCAAGCUUUACAAUUUGGGCCUCCAGAGGAACGAUUUCGCCGGCAAGCUGCCCACUUUCAGAGGUUUAUCCGAAUUGCAAUACGCCUUUUUGGAUUUCAAUCAUUUCGACGCGAUUCCUUUUGAUUUCUUCGAUGGGUUAGCCAGCAUUCGAGUUCUCUCCUUGGAUAACAACCCUUUGAACCGCACCGCCGGUUGGUCUUUCCCGGCUGCCUUGGAAGGUUCCAGUCAGCUGACCAAUCUGUCCAUUUCCAAUUGCAGCUUGGUCGGGACAUUGCCUGAUUUCAUAGGGAAAAUGCCGCUUCUGAACUCUCUGAGGCUUUCUUACAACCAGUUGGUAGGCGAAAUCCCUGCGAGUUUCGGGCAGUCUUCGAUGACGGUUCUGUGGCUGAAUAACCAGGAGGGAGGGGGGUUGAGUGGUACAUUGGAUGUUGUUAGUGAAAUGACUUCAUUGACAGAACUCUGGCUUCAGGGGAAUUCUAUCAGUGGGAGGAUUCCUGAUGGUAUUGGAGCUCUUGUACUGCUGAAAAGGCUCAAUCUCAAUGGAAACAAGCUAGCUGGUGUGAUUCCUCAGGGAUUGGCUGAUCUUGAGCUUGAAAACCUGGACUUGAACAACAAUCACUUCAUGGGUCCAAUCCCAAAGUUCAAGGCAAGCAAGGUUAGUUAUGAUUCCAAUUCAUUUUGUCAAUCUAAACCAGGGCUUUCAUGUGCCGAGGAUGUCAAUGUGCUGUUAGAUUUCGUUGCUGAUUUGAAUUAUCCUGUGAGCAUUACUUCUGAAUGGAGUGGCAAUGAUCCAUGUGGAGUGCCAUGGCCUGGGUUGAACUGUGAUGCUAACUCAAAAGUCUCUGUGAUCAACUUGCCUAGACGGAAUCUAACUGGUACUCUCAGCCCUUCUCUAGCUAAGCUCACUUCAUUGCUUCAUGUCAAUCUACAAGGAAACAAUAUAACCGGUUCGAUUCCAGAAAAUUUCACUAGUUUGGAGGCCUUAAGAGUGCUGGAUGUUAGUGGCAACAAUCUAAGUCCUCCAUUACCCAAAUUCCAUGAUGGUGUUAAGCUUGUCAUCGAUGGAAACCCUCUUCUGGUCAAUAAAGGUCCGCCCCUUUCCUCUCCUAUUGGCACUCCACUUCCUCCAAGUUCACAAGCUACUCCACCAGGGAGGAAGCCAAUUAUAAGGUCACCACCAUCGUCUUCUAGUAUGCCAUCUUCAGCCAAUUCAACUGUCCAAGUGAAGGAAAGAUCGAACGGGAACAAACUGGUUAUCAUAGCUGGCAGCGUGGCAGUCGCAAGUAACUAUACUGGGAGAUUGUCCAACACUUCACUGAGUAGCGGUACAACUGAGGGCUCUCGUAUGAUGGACUCUGGAGGCAUGGUGUUAUCAGUCCAAGUUCUUAAGAAGGUGACCAAUGACUUUGACCCAGAGAAUGAGCUUGGCCACGGAGGAUUUGGAACUGUCUACAAAGGUCAACUAGAAGAUGGGACAAUGAUAGCUGUCAAGAGAAUGGAGGCUGGUGUGAUCAACAGCAAAGCCCAUGGUGAGUUUGAAGCUGAGAUAGCUGUUCUUUCUAAAGCUCGCCAUCGCCACUUAGUCUCGCUUUUGGGGUACGCUAUCGGAGGAUGUGAGAGGCUACUUGUCUAUGAGUAUAUGUCUCAAGGUGCUCUGAGUAGACAUCUUUUCCAAUGGAAGAAGUUUAACUUGGACCCUCUUUCUUGGACGAGAAGACUGAGCAUUGCGCUUGAUGUUGCUAGAGGAAUGGAGUACCUUCAUAGCAUGGCUAGGGAGACGUUUAUUCACCGAGAUCUCAAGUCGUCCAACAUUCUUCUGGGGGAGGAUUUUCGCGCCAAGGUCUCGGAUUUUGGGUUGGUGAAGCUUGCUCGGAAUGGACAUGAUUCUGUUGCUACUAAGCUCGCCGGAACAUUUGGAUAUCUUGCACCUGAAUAUGCUGUAACUGGAAAGAUCACGACGAAAUCCGACGUCUUCAGCUACGGAGUGGUGCUGAUGGAGCUCCUGACAGGGCUAACCGCGCUGAACGAAGAGCGUGCUGAGGAAACCCGGUACCUGCCAGACUGGUUUCGGCACAUCAGAUCAGACCGAGACAAGAUGAUGAACGCCAUCGACCCAUCGCUUGAGAAGACCGAAGAAACAAUCGAGAGCAUCGCGAUCGUGGUCGAGCUGGCAGGCCACUGCACCGCGAGAGAGCCCAGCCAGAGGCCCGACAUGAGUCACGCGGUGAACGUUCUUGCACCGCUCGUGGAGAAGUGGAAGCCAACCGAGGACAUCUCUCAGAACUUUGCCGGGAUGGAUCUCCAUGCUCCCUUAAUGCAGAUACUGAAAGUCUGGCAUGAUAAAGGCACGACGAGCUCUUCGGAAGAAGCUUCUUCGACUUCGGUGAGCUACUGUGGUGAUAGCAAGAGCAGCCACUCUGCUGGCGCGACCUGGUGUCCUGACUCCUUCAAUUCUGGUAAUUGUCGAUAAGUCAUUGUAUGUGCUUCAGUUUGUGCUAUGAUCCUGUCAAUGUCUCGUUGUAUCGGAUAUAUCACCAGGUUUUGAGAUGUGGAGAAUGCGACAUUUUGGUUUUAUGGCGUUGGUGGACGGUGGUGGAUGUAGAUAGAUAGAGACUAGACAUGCCCGUUUGUUGUUGAUUUCAUAUUAGUUUUGUUUUCGUUGGUUGAGUUGGCUAGUUUACUUUCAUAACAAGUUCCUUGAAGGUUGUGAUCGAAUUCGACUUGUUUUCUCUUUGUUUAUCUAAUGUGAUGCUUUCGCUGUAUGCUGCACUUGAUCUAUACACAACCGACUGGACUCAACCCGAGAUUUGCUCUCGUCGAAGCGAUGCAAUGUUUGGUUAAUGUACUUGGAAAGUUCAUUUAUGUCAUAUCUACUACAAGGAACACGUUCGUGGCUAAUCAUUUUGCCUACUGAUGAUCCAUUUUAGAGUUGACGUUCAUUUCAUUGGCAGUCUCGACUCAAGUGCUAUGUUAUUCGACGUUCUCCCAAAUUUUAGAUUCGACGGUGCGACUCAAUCCUCGUACAAUUGGGUAUUGGUGUUGCGAUUUAAUUGGAGAGUAGGUGUCACAAUCAAAUCAAUCUCCAUCCAUGGGACAAAAGUUUGGCGUAUGGUUCAUAAUGUUUUAGUUAGACAAGUGAAGAAAUAUGAAAGAGAGGGCUUGCCAUGUGCAGCUCUGCAGUGUGUCCUAUAAAUUGCAGUGCCACUC
This is a messenger RNA of Linum trigynum, 4563 nucleotides long. The record is from the annotation of a GenBank genome assembly. NCBI's taxonomy places the organism in Eukaryota, Viridiplantae, Streptophyta, Magnoliopsida, Malpighiales, Linaceae.